Molecule: messenger RNA, 2186 nt
Organism: Seriola dumerili (greater amberjack)
Lineage: Eukaryota; Metazoa; Chordata; Actinopteri; Carangiformes; Carangidae
Gene: mus81
Product: MUS81 structure-specific endonuclease subunit
Exons: 17
Coding region: 90-1946 (618 amino acids)
Biological process (GO): mitotic intra-S DNA damage checkpoint signaling; resolution of meiotic recombination intermediates; double-strand break repair via break-induced replication
Cellular component (GO): Holliday junction resolvase complex; nucleus
Molecular function (GO): 3'-flap endonuclease activity; DNA binding; crossover junction DNA endonuclease activity
Source: RefSeq, a predicted model, not a curated record
CAAGGCGCCAGCAGCAGCUGCAGCUUCUCAACUAACAGUGCAGCAGCUGGGGUUUAUCCCGUCGUCCGUCUCCUGUCAGACCCAAAGGGAUGCCAGCUUCGGAGCCGGUCCGGUUGGGUCGGAAACGUGCCCUGCCCUCCUGCCCGAACCCGCUGUUCCUCAAGUGGCUCACCGAGCUCCGGGACGAGGCGAAAGAGAAGGGGCUGAAGAUCCAGUACACCUAUCAAAAGGCCAUCAGCUCUUUGAACAAGUAUCCACUACCGCUACAAAACGCCAAAGAGGCAAAGAUCCUCCAAAACUUUGGAGACGGGAUCUGUAAAAUACUGGAUGAAAAACUGCAACGACACCUCAGAGAGAAGGGUCCAGACGCUCCUAUUCACUCGCUCCCUAAAGGAGCGCCUCCUGCUGGCAGACCAGACAACAACAGCCUGGCUCCAUCCAGACAGAAGAAUGCUGCAGGGGAUCGAGGGAAGGACAAAGGAGGAGGAGGAGGAGGGAGGAAGAAGAAGAGGGAGUACAUGCCUCAGAAGAGGUCUGGGGGUUAUGCUGUACUGCUCACCCUUUACAGACAGUCACAGAUCCCGGGUAGUAAAGGUUACAUGUUUAAGCUGGAACUACAAGAUGAAGCUCAGCUUCUCUGUGACAAAUCUUUUAGUGUACCAGAUCUGGGCAGUAAGUACACGGCCUGGUCUUCAGUCAGCACUCUGAUCCAGAGGAACCUGGUGAUCAAGACGCACAAUCCUGCCAGGUAUUCUCUGACUGAAGAGGGUCUGUCUUUGGCUGAGCGGCUGGAGUCAGCAGAGCAAGGGACUAAAGACAAGCCAGUGGGGGACAGAGUGGAGGUCAGGAGCGAAGGAGAGGAGGUGGAGGAGGACGAGGAGGGCGGUCCUGGGGUUGUGGAUCUUACUGGCAGCGAUGAUGAAGAAGAAGAAGAGAAGGAGAAGGAGGAGGAGAGAAUCCAGCCGACCUGCGUCUCCCAGCCAGGGAGGGAGGUGGAUGUGGUGGGUUUGGAUUCACAGGCGACAAGCAGAAAGGCGAAUGGAGGAUGUCUUCUCCCUGGAAGCUAUGAAAUUAUACUGUGUGUUGACUUCAUCGAGACCACUGGCGGCAGCCAUCACCGUAAGCAGGAGCUGGUCAAAGAGCUCCAGAGAAACGGAGUGAACUUCGAUGUCAGGAAACUAAAUGUCGGAGACUUCCUGUGGGUGGCUCGGGAAAAGAUGGCACCUGUUCCAGGUCAGCUGCGAGCCCCCGCGGGCAGGGAGCUGGUCCUCGAUUACAUCAUCGAGAGGAAGAGGAUGGACGACCUGUGUGGCAGCAUCAUCGAUGGACGCUUCAGGGAACAGAAGUUUCGACUGAAGAGGUGUGGUCUUCGUCGGCCCGUCUACCUGGUAGAGGAGUGUGGGACGGCGGCCUCCCACCUGAGUUUACCUGAAGCCACGCUGCAGCAGGCCAUCGUCAACACACAGGUGGUUGACGGCUUCUUUGUGAAGAGGGUCCAGGAUGUGAGGGAAUCUGCCGCCUACCUCACUGUCAUGACUCGAUACCUGACUAAACUGUACCAGAACCGUACGCUGAUCUGUCGCUCCAGACAGCUGGAGGGUGAUGAAGGGAGUGAUGAAGAGGAGAGAGGGAUCCCCUCCUGCGCUCUCAUUUCUUUUGCAGAGUUCAACUAUGGUGCAGUCAAAAACAAGUGUCAGACAGUGAGAGAAGUGUUCGCCCGACAGCUGAUGCAGAUCAGCGGUUUGUCUGGAGACAAGGCAGCAGCCAUACUGGAGCAAUACAGCACUCCACACAGUCUUCUGGCCGCCUACGAACAGUGUGCAAGCGAAGCAGAGAAAGAGAAACUCCUCUCUUCCAUCCGAUACGGGAAGCUGAAAAGAAACCUGGGCCCAGCUCUGAGCAGAACAGUUUAUCAGCUGUACUGUACACAAGGAGCGCUGUCAUAAACACAGUCACGUGAAUACUUUGUUUCACUCAUUCACAUAUUUUCUGUCUCAAAGAUGGAUGUAAACUCAAGCUCACUCACCCUGUAAUGUGAUGUAAUGUCAUUAAUUUUCAGUUCCUCAUUUACUUGAACAGAAUAACUCCGAGGAUGGUUUUCUAUGUGUUUAUGUAAAUGUAAAGAUGCUGCUAUAUUUACUUACUUUAAAAUAUUCCUAAUGAAAACUUGUAUGAAGAAUUUCACA